AUGGAGAAAAACAGCUGGGGUGCAAAACAAGAGGAAGAAAAGGAGAAAGGAGGAGCGAAAUCAAAGACAGGAGUCCUCAAAGUGAAAAGAGACCAAGAGCGGUAUCAAGAGGAGGCUGAAGGAUCAGAGACAGCAGGUCAUGAUGAACCUGACGCUUUCACGCUUCGCAGCCAAUCAGAAGAUGAGUUUCAAGCAUGCCACUGGGCCCUGCUGGGUCUAUUGGUGAUGAAGUUCACCUGCUAG
Xyrichtys novacula (pearly razorfish) is the source of this 243-nucleotide messenger RNA. Lineage: Eukaryota; Metazoa; Chordata; Actinopteri; Labriformes; Labridae. The record is from the annotation of a GenBank genome assembly.